AUGUCGACCAAGGUGAAAGGCCUCCUUAAAGGACUUAGAUACAUAUCCCAAAUAUUUGAUGAGAAAGAAGAAGAAAUUCAAAUUGGGCUCCCAACAGAUGUAAAGCAUGUGGCACAUAUUGGAUCAGAUGAUCCAUCAGCCAAUGCACCUAGCUGGAGACACUUGUUGUAUUUAUCAAGUGAGGUUAAUAUUUCCGAUGACAUAAACAAUCAUUUCGCAGAACACAAAGAGAAUUCAAAGGGAUCUAAGAUCCGACAUCUGAUUCCAAAGUCUCGACACCAAUCAAUCGACAGCGAGGGCAACCCGACAAAACACAGGCACACGCGCCGCCACCAACGAACAUCGGACCCAUCCGCAGACUCCUCAACUCACGGAUCCUCAGGCGGUUCUCGACAUCGCCGACACCGCCGCGGCUCAAACCAAGGCUUGGAAUCGCCGUCGCAAGAUGCGCCGCCAAAACACUCUCAUCGGAGGAAAUCGAAGAACUCCGAAGACGGUUCCUCCCGAAGAUCUUCCAAAGGAGGGGAUUCAUUAACUGAUAUCUCUCUCACGGAUUUCGGAUCCGGGUCGACCCAAUAGAGUUUAAUUUGAAAUUGGAGUCAAUGUGUAAGAGUCAAGGUUAAGAAAAAAAAGAAAAGAAAAGUAACGGUGAUUAUCGCUUCAGAAUCUCAAAAUGGUAGGCAGUGAAGACGAAAAAGAAGAGGGGGGAAAUGUUAAUGUUAUUGUUUUACAAGUUGUAAAUUACAGUUUUUGAUGCAAUCGUUUAAU
Gastrolobium bilobum is the source of this 768-nucleotide messenger RNA. RefSeq names its product CRIB domain-containing protein RIC7-like. Bases 1 to 579 code for a protein of 192 amino acids. The record is from RefSeq and is a predicted model, not a curated record. Lineage: Eukaryota; Viridiplantae; Streptophyta; Magnoliopsida; Fabales; Fabaceae. The transcript is spliced from 3 exons.